AUGACCAUAUAUGAUGUAACUUCAGUUGUAAGGAAAGCCUAUGCACAAGGAAUUGAACCCUUUAAUCCUAACAUUUUUUCUGAUAAUGAGUUUUUGUUUUCAUAUGUAACAGACCGUCCAGAACCUAUUAAUGCUAACCCAUUUCCAGGUAUUGUUAAUCCAGUUUCUGCUAGUGUUUAUGCCCCAGCUUUUAAUCAAUCAUUGAUGUCAAGUUUGUCAUCUGGUUCAGCUUGUAUUGUAUUGCCUAUUCAGCCUAUAUCUGACCCUGGAAGUCAACUAUCCAGUGUUUCUAAUAAUGUCUCUAAUAAUCAAGCAAGUCUAGAAAAAAUUAGGCCAUUUCCAAAAGCUGGAUUAAGGAAACCCAUUAAAGGACGUAAACGUCAGCGUACUCGAAUACUCACAGACACUCCUGUUCGAAAUGAAAAAAGAAAAUCACCAGAAAAUCCUUUAUGCAAGAAUAUUUAUUGUCUUGUUUAUAAAGUAUUUUAUGUGGAGAUAGAAUUAGCGCAAGGUUUUACAUUUACACCAAGUUGUCCAGAUUCGGGAGAGAACUGCUGCGUUAUAUCUAAGCUGAAAGUUUCAUGGGAACUUGGUGGAUACAGAACUCGUGACAUACAAUGCGUUUUACGUGAAUCAUCAGAGAAAAUAGGAGAUUUAGAUGCAACUUAUAGCUCAAAAGGUGAUGUUAGUGAUUUUUCUUUAAGCUCAGAAUACCUCGAGUCUGUUACAAGUGAGUCAAAUGACGAUUCUCAUAAAGAAGAGCAAAGUUUAUUACUGCCUAAAGAUAUUUUAAAGCGUACUGCACUAACUGCUGUAGGAGAAGGUCUUUCUAUCAAUCAGCACACUGCUAUCAUAAGCAGUGUGAUAGCAGUUUCAGGAGGAGAAAUAAAUAAAUUUGUUGUGUCCAAAUCAUCAUCUCUUCGAGCUGUAGAUAAAGUAAUAAAUUCGGAAGCUCAAAAAAUUAGACAGUAUUUAAAACACUUGACUGGCUCCAAAUAUAAGCUGAUUUCUGUUCACUUUGACGGGAAAUUAUUUAAAGAAUAUACAGAUAAAGUUUCAGUUACAAGAGAAAGAUUAGCAGUACUAGUGAAAGCGAAUAAGAAAACUGAGCUCCUAGCUAUUCCUCAUAUUGAGUCAGGUUCUGCGGAAAAUCAGUUUAAAGCAGUUUAUAAUCUAUUAGAUUCUUUUGGUCUUAGUCAUCAUAUACAUUGUAUAUGCUUUGAUACUACAGCUUCCAACACUGGAGAGCACAAAGGAGUUAUAACAAGAAUAGCCGAUAAGCUGGGAAGGCCACUACUUUUCCUUGCCUGUAGACAUCAUAUAUUGGAAAGACAUAUUACCCACUUUAACAAGAUAUAUCCCAGUAGUAAAACGUCUGGUCCAGAAAACCAGAUUUUUAAACACCUGAAAUCUGUCUGGAAUGAUCUUGAAAAAGACAUUGUUACAUUGAAGAGGAUUGAAACUCCAAGUGGAACUUGGAUAAAUAAACAACAUCUUGAAGCUGAAAAAUUCUACAGAGAUGCAAUAGAUAAUAGGAUCUACAAAAAGGAUGGUAAAUCAAGAAAGGAUUAUCAAGAAUUAGCGGAACUUUCUUUGGUAGUUUCUCAAAAAGAUAGGUUCAAAUUUCGUAUUCCUGGUCCAAUACAUCGUGCAAGAUUCAUGUCAAAAGCGUUGUAUUAUCUUAAAAUGUAUUUACUAUUGGAAGCUAUUCCAAGUUUAUCAGAAGAAAAUAAAGAAGAGAUUCGUGAAAUGGCUAUGUUUGUUGGUAUCUUUUACACUCAAUGGUUUCUUAGAGCAGUAUCCGCAACUGCUGCGCCAUAUCAGGUUAAAAAUAAUCAUUAUAAAUAAGAAAAAAGCGUAAAAAAUGAUGAGUUAAUUUUCCAAUUGAUGACUUAAUCUAAUAUUGUUAAACAUAUU
Molecule: messenger RNA, 1917 nt
Organism: Hydra vulgaris (swiftwater hydra)
Lineage: Eukaryota; Metazoa; Cnidaria; Hydrozoa; Anthoathecata; Hydridae
Source: RefSeq, a predicted model, not a curated record